Molecule: messenger RNA, 1221 nt
Organism: Spodoptera frugiperda (fall armyworm)
Lineage: Eukaryota; Metazoa; Arthropoda; Insecta; Lepidoptera; Noctuidae
Product: telomere length and silencing protein 1 homolog
Exons: 2
Coding region: 287-1201 (304 amino acids)
Biological process (GO): mRNA splicing, via spliceosome
Cellular component (GO): spliceosomal complex
Source: RefSeq, a predicted model, not a curated record
CUUUCCAUUCUCUAUGGUUCAACAACGUUUUUGUCCGUUUCCAUACUUUCCAUGUUCUGUUUUCAUCGUUCGUUUUGUAACUAGUUGUCUUGCUCGCUGCUUUAUUUGCAAUUUUGCAGUUCUUUGUAGAUGUAACUAAUUUAUUAUGGUGAUGAACACGAUACGAUAAAUGUGAAUUGGUCGUUCUACUUCCAUUGUAGAAGACAAGGAGUAACGCUACAGGUUAUCGCAACAUAAGCUUUGUGCAUGGUGUGUCUUCUUGUUUCAAGACUUUGAUAACAUAAACAUGGAGGACGCAGUUUCUCAGGAAACAAUAACAGAGGAAAUAAAAUUUAAACCAAAAAAGAAAAAGAAUCUUCGUCAGCGUAUCAAAGAGGAUGAUGAUUCUGAGGACGAACAACACAUCUUGGCUAAAUUAGAAGAAACAAAGGUGUUACAGAAACUUCGAGAACGGCCCAAUGGUGUUAGUGUGAUUGCUUUGGCUACGGGUCAAAAGACAACGAUUGAGGAAGAAAUUACUUGUAAGGAUCCCUUUAAGGUCAAAUCUGGUGGUAUGGUGAAUAUGCAGGCAUUAAAGAGUGGUAAAGUUAAGCAAGUUGAUGAUGCAUAUGAUACUGGCAUCGGUACGCAGUUUUCUGCCGAAACUAACAAACGUGACGAAGACGAAGAAAUGAUGAAAUAUAUUGAAGAACAAUUGGCGAAACGUAAAGAAGGCCGUAACGAAGACGCUAAAGAAUCUGAACAAAAUGAUGCCCUGAAAUACUUAUCACCUGAAGAAGCUGCAUUAUUGUCUCUUCCUGAACAUCUGAGGGUUUCAUCAGCCCAUCGUUCUGAGGAGAUGCUGUCUAAUCAGAUGCUCAGUGGUAUUCCUGAAGUAGAUUUGGGUAUUGAUGCGAAAAUUAAAAAUAUUGAGGCUACAGAAGAGGCUAAAAUGAAACUGCUUUGGGAAAGGCAUAAUAAAAAAGAUUGUCCUUCACAGUUUGUGCCAACUAACAUGGCAGUGAAUUUUGUACAACAUAACCGGUUUAACAUGGAUAGUGAUAAUGCUAAAAAACGUAAAGUUGAAAAACCAGAAGUGGCCAAGACUGAAAGUAGUGUUAUAGAUGACAAUGUAGAUAAAAUAGUGAAGAAAGCUAAAGGUGAAAGAGCUACUGAUGAUUAUCAUUAUGAAAAGUUUAAAAAACAGUUUAGAAGAUACUAAACAAAUUGUUUUAUUUUUUA